This is a messenger RNA of Oncorhynchus nerka (sockeye salmon), 5541 nucleotides long. Its product is annotated as neuronal acetylcholine receptor subunit alpha-9-like. The transcript is spliced from 4 exons. The coding region runs from base 400 to 738 and encodes 112 amino acids. The record is from RefSeq and is a predicted model, not a curated record. NCBI's taxonomy places the organism in Eukaryota, Metazoa, Chordata, Actinopteri, Salmoniformes, Salmonidae. Gene Ontology annotation, cellular component: membrane. Gene Ontology annotation, biological process: monoatomic ion transport.
CUAUACUGCCUGCUUCACCAGGAAACUGCAUCAUACCACCAAAAUAGUUAGUUCACUUCUUCAUUCAGUUGAACUUCCCUUUACAUUUCUGUCUUUCAGGCAAUUUCAACAUUUGCUGAUCAAGUACAGGGCUGAAGGGAAGAAACGAUGCCUUACCUCAGGAAUCAGUGAGCAGCAAGAGGCCAAAGUUCUCAGUGAUGGCACACAUGAAGUUGAGGCAGCUGAGCAGCCACUCCAGGAACCUUGUGGAGAAGCGGCCCUUAUAGAAGUUAAAAUAGGCCACGGCCACCAGGAACCUGGGAGCAGAGUGUAGGCCAAUGCAGAAGCGCCAGAUAUGGCACUCUGGGCUCAGGCUUAUGGAGGCACUAAUGGAGGGCAGAUAAUUGUGGAGUCCUGGAAAUGGAACACGGAGGAGAUGGAGAUGCAGGAAAGUACUACAUUGCCACCAUGACCAUGAUAACAGCCUCCAUGGCCCUGACCAUCAUUAUCACGAACAUCCAUCACUGUGGCCCAGACGCCAAGCCUGUGCCCAAGUGGGCCAAGAUCUUCGUCCUGUGGUACAUGGCCAGGGUGUGCUUUAUAUAUGAAGUAGGGGAGAACUGCAUGUUUUUCCAGCCUGAGAAACAGGACCCGCCACCUCAACCUACCCAUCAGAGGUGCAACAACUACACCAUGAACGGACAAACGGUCCAAGAGGACUUGAUUAUGAAGGUGGAAAGAGGUCAAGACGGCAAUUGAGGAGACAGAAGAUCAGUUGAUGAGUCCCACCGGCUCCAUGGGGAGGAACCCCACCAACUACUACAGUGCCUGGAGAAACGGCAUGUUCAUGAGCAUGGACUGUAGGGACUCGCCAGGGCUGGCCGCAGCCAGGAGGAGCCAGAAUAGGGGAGUAGGAGAGAGAACAGGGAGAGAGGAGGUGUGUAAGACCCAGUUCACCUGUCAGCACCAGCAGCUCCUCCCAAAUAUUGAGUACAUUGCCAACUGUUACAGAAAUACGAGGGCCACAGCAAAAAGGACUGGGGAGUGGAAGAAGGUGGCGAAGGUGUUGGACCGAUUCUUCAUGUGGCUCUUUUUCAUCAUGGUGUUUUCCAUGAGCCUGCUCAUCAUGGGGAAAGCCAUCUAACUUCAUAACUGGGCUGUGUUCAUUAGGUACGAAACAGGAGAAAACAUGUUGAAGUGAAGGAAGUAUUACCUGAAAUGGUGUAUCAAAAUGUUUUCGGUUUUACACUUAUUGAGGAUAACCCAAAUGAGAGAACAGGCUACAUGUGCAAUAUGUUUGUAGUGAUCAGUUUCCACUUUUCACCUCACACCUUUUUACACACUAAGGCCUAAUCUGAACACAAGGAUUUCAUCCAGACUUCAUCAAUUUAAUUUAAUUGUUUGAAGUGGAAAUUGCAAACUUAAGAAGCCUUUUUAAACCUCACAUAUACUACAAGUUUGAAAUGUCCUGCAGUUCUCCUGAAAAAGGUUGAUCAAAUUAAGAUCCUACAUCUCUACAUGUGGUGUGUGUUAGAUCAUUAUUUGUAGUUUCUAACAUUAAUUUAAAAGUGAACAUGGGAAUUGCAACACCUUAGAUUCCCAUUCAGGGAUGAUAAAACAGUAAUAGUUGAUUUAAGCUUUUUGGGUUAAUUUAUCAACAUUUAAUAACACAAUGAAAAUCAAAUAUGUUUGUGACAUUUAAAAACACUUAAAUAAUCCGUUACAGCAUCACAAUAUCCAGUGCUUAAUUUGUACAUCGGGAGGUUCCGGGACAAAAAGUGAGAGCGACAUGGGGAGUUUUAAGGUACCAGAACGAAUAAGAAAAACCAAUCACCUUUAUAUUAAAGCAUAGCAUGCAUACUAUCGCAUGUGCGUAGUGACGUAGAGCAGUAGAGUAGAGGCACUUACAAAAGUUGCACACAUUGGGGAAAUUAUUUGUGGCCUAGGGUCUGGGAAAAAAUGUGGCCUUUUAUAAACGUAUUUCAUGCAAUUCUACGUAAUUUUGCAUGACUGACAGAAUCUUUGACACUGAGAAUAUGAGAUCAGUGAAAACGACCUUGUCUUGAAUCCAUCAACAGCCUUUGCCUAGGAAAUUCCUAAAAAUGCUUUCCAGUUUCACUGACUGAACCAAUGAUGCGCUCAUGCCAAAAGCUUUGCUCUCUCUCUUUGGUAAAACAAUAUUUGAAUGUUGAUCAAAUAUUUUGGUAGCCUACAGCAGCAUAGUGUUCACUUUUCGGCAGGAGCCAAUUGCUUUCCAACCUGUGCUUCCCCUUGACUGUUUUUGAAAUAUUGCGAAAAAACGGUUUUGUCUGCAUGCUGUUUUUUCACGGACAGAUAUGCCUCGCGUUCCCUACUGUAGGUUAUUCGUUAUUACUGGGCUACAAUCCACAACUAGGCUAUUUAAAAUAUUUUAAAAAGCUAUUGAUCCUUGGUGGCUAGAUUAUAGGCCUUCUCGUGGUGUAGUAGGCUAUUAUGAAUGAUUUCAUUAACAGACAGCAGUAAUUCUAUAAUUUUGGCAAAUGUAUUUAUCGGGGGUGCUGCGGUUCCUUCAGAACCAUUCGCAUGGCAAUGGUUCUAUCAGGAAAAAUGUAUAAAGUGCAUGAGAGAUGAGAGUUGCAGGCUCAUGUCUAUCAGAGCAGAGAUGGAGAGAGACCAUAGAAAGUUACUCUAAUUCUAGUUAUGUGAGAGACAGAGGUGCGCUUCUCACAUAGGCACUGCCAAGCGUUGGUCUCACACAUGGGUUACAAUGUUGCGCAAACCAUAAACCCUGACCGGCCCGACCCAAAACUACUCUUAGAAUAUUAGGCCCGGGAUGAAAAUGUACUAUUUCACAUAGCAUUUGUUUUGGGACAGGAUCAUUUACGAAGAUACAUUUUGAAUGAACUUUGGUCGCAUUUAUUGUAAUUUUUACAUUGAAAAAAGUGCCAAUUAUUUUUCAUGCCAUGAGAGGUACCGGAUCCGGCCAAAUAGGUACAAAACAGUCCAAAACGGAGAGGUGCCGGAUCCUGUUCUGGCAGGAUUCGGCUGGAAUUAAGCACUGACAAUAUCUCAUUAUACCAUAAUUUAGUGUAUGUUUGAUAUAGUAAAAAUGACAAUUCAACUCUAACAUGCACAUGAUAUUGUUAAGAGAAACAAAGAUUAUCACUUUAAUUAUUAGCUGUUAUGUAAACCAGUCUUUAUUGUCAGUUUAUGGUGGAUUGAACUGUAUGUGCAGAUCCUGAACUGUACGUCAUAUGCGUUGCUUUGUUGUGCCAAUUUAUAUUCCUUACUGAUCUCACCUCUCUCCACAGAGAAAUAUUUAAUUAGAUCUGCUCAGACAUCCAGCAAGUCUCCUGGCAAAUUACUGCAUUUUGUAUAGCUGAAUAUUGUAAUUGACUGUUUAUCCCCACAACGGUUCAAACGUGUCCCUGUUGUACACCAUCAGAGUCGCCCUUACCAGAACAGAGCCUUCUCAGCGCAGCCGUUAUCUCUUUGUUUCUUAAACUAUAGAUGAUGGGAUUUAUAACAGGAGUCAGGAAGCAGUUAACGAUAGAUAUCAAGAUUAUAACUUUACAGUGAAUGUUUUCAGAUUUGGCACUGAUGUAGACGCAGGAGUGAGCGAGGUAGCAGGGGAGGACGACAGUGAGAUGUGCGGAGCAGGUAGAGAAGGCUUUCAUACGGCCCUCUGAAGAUGCAAUCUUGCAGACGGCUACAAGGAUUCUGAAGUAGGACCAAAUAAUGACAGUGAACGGGAAAUAGAUCGCUAAGCACACACGUCGAUCAAAAAGGUUGUGUCCGAACAGGACAGUGAAACUACAGGAGGAAGGUCACAGAACCAAAAAUGUAUUUUGUUGCUACAGAAGGGCAAUUGUGCUGCGAAAAUGACACAGAAGACAGGUAAACUGAGUCCAGAUGCCCAUGCCGCUGUAGUCAACAGUCUCUAAGAUAAUGCUGCUGUAACGUAAGGGAUUGCAGAUGGCGACAUAGCGGUCAUAGGCCAUGACACACAGCAGCAUGCUCUCGACGGUUUGAAAUGACAAAUACACAUACAACUGGAGGAAACACGCUGAGUAGGAGAUCGUUACGUUAUUCCACAAACUCAUUGCUAUCAUCUUAGGCAGAACACUGGUCGAUAUCACAAUGUCUACGAGGGACAGAUGGCUGAGGGACAUGUACAUGGCUGACUGCAGCUUGGGGUCUGUCGCCACCAGGGUAAGUAUGAUGAGCUUCCCAAUCAGGAUCAUCAGGUAGACCACCAAUAGGAAGAUGUCCAGCUCUAGGUAGACGUUUUUCAGCCGCUCUCAACCCCAAUGAAGAGGAAUUCAGUCACAACUGACAAGUUGGCUUGAAGGCAAGAGUCUUCUGGAGGUCAAGGAAGAUCAUUUUACUAAGGGGCACAAUAUCAGCAUUUGCUUGAGAAAGACAGAAAUAGUUCUUAAUUUGUACGAGACACUUACUUUCUACAUUUUGAAAGCUGUAUUCAGGGCGUAUGUUGUUCACAUGCCAGAUUUUCAUAUUAUUUGGACUAUUUCAGUGAACAGACACAAAAAAAAACAUACAAACAUGAAUAAUGCAUCUCUAGUAUGAACUACAUUUAAAAAUAAACUAUUUUGAAUAGCCAUUGAUGCAAAUGAUGAAUUGAUGAAGCUGGUUUUGUACCUUAUCAGCUCGGAGGUUAGUAACCUUCCGGUUACUAGUCCAACGCUCUAACCACUAGGCUACCCUGCCGCCCCUGAUUGAGAGGGGUUUGGGUUAAAAGCAGGAAACACAUUUCAGCUGAAAUGCAUUCAGUUGUACAACUGACUAGGUAUCCUCCUUUCCCUUAUGACUGGAGCACAUAGUUUCUGAUGAAUUAUGUCCAACACUUCAUUUUGAUCCUCUAAAAUGUCUAUAUGCAUUGAUAAAUGUUAAACAAACUCCAUUGGCUAGUUAGAUAUUAACUGGAAAUGUUGAUAUAAAACAAACAGUUGUGUUGCCAGCAGGGAGUUGUACAUGUCCUUUUAAAUGAUGUCAAGCCCUGACCUUAGAGAUCCUUAUUAUUCUCUAUGUUUGGUUAGGUCAGGGUGUGACUCGGGUGGGAAAGUCUGUUUUCUAUUUCUUUGAUUUGGCAGAGUGUGGUUCCCAAUCAGGCAGCUGUCUAUCGUUGUCUCUGAUUGGGGAUCAUAUAUAAGUUGUCAUUUUCCUUUUGAGUUUUGUGGGAUCUUGUUUUCUGUUUAGUGUCUGUAUCUGACAGAACUGUGCGCUUUCGUUUUCACUUUGGUUAUUUUGUUUGAGUGUUUAAAAAAUAUAUAUAUAUCAUGAACACUUUCCACGCUGCGCUUUGGUCCACUCCUUUCGACGAGAGCCGGUACAAAUGAUGCUUAAAUGUGUGUGAUAGUUUUCAAAUCUGAAAGCUUAAGUCAAUACCAACCCGAAAUGUAGAGACAUUGGUUUUACCUGAAAUGUAUAGACAUUGGUUUUACCUUGCGGAGUAAACUUUUACCAUGUCUAAGUAACAGAAUCAUAUUCUCCAAUUCAGACCUGCCCAUUCAUUGUUAAAUAAUAACAUCUAUAAACUAUCAAAAUAAAGGAAGUCGCACACUC